Molecule: messenger RNA, 963 nt
Organism: Cryptomeria japonica (Japanese cedar)
Lineage: Eukaryota; Viridiplantae; Streptophyta; Pinopsida; Cupressales; Cupressaceae
Exons: 3
Coding region: 406-744 (112 amino acids)
Biological process (GO): translation
Cellular component (GO): large ribosomal subunit; mitochondrion
Molecular function (GO): structural constituent of ribosome
Source: RefSeq, a predicted model, not a curated record
UUAUAACCUGUACUAAAUAUCUUGCUGGAUACCGCAGGUCAAAAGAAGUAUGUUCCUCAAUUUCAGAAGCAAAAUCGAGGGUCUAAUUUGCCUCUGAACGUACUUCUUACGCACCAACGUACAUAAAUCGGGUAUUUUUCAUACAUAAAAAUAGGUGUGCUUAUUUGUAGUCACUUCCAAGGUCAAAAUCAUAUAAACGCCUCAGAAUUUCACAAGAGAAGAAGUCGUGUUGUUGGAAAAUCUCUGGGAUACACCCUUCUUGAUAAUCUAAAGGAUUUUUCUCGCCGGGGUCUCGGACUCGCAACUACGGAAAGCCUGCAAAUAUUGAGGGCAUUCACAGAGAACUUAUAUUUUCAUAAAUCGGUAGAUAAUAAUAAAUAGUGCUGUAGACAUUGAAGAGCAGGGAUGGGGGUAUAUAAUGGUACCAAGGCAGCUGCUCCCAUAGCGUGGAGUGCACAACUUUAUGUCACUCUUGUAAGAGGGCUCCCUGGGACAAGGAAGCUCCAUAGGCGAACUCUUCAGGCUAUGGGACUUCGAAAGUGCCACCACACUGUAAUCAAGGACAAUACAUCUUCAAUCAGAGGCAUGAUUAAUCAGGUAAAGAGGCUAGUUGCAGUAGAAACUGAAGAAAUGUACAAGGCCAGAUUGCAGAGAGAAGCCUCAUUGCGAGCUCUUAGGUCUCCUAUUGUGGUCCAACAUUCUUAUCCUUCUCAUUCAAUUCCCCAGCAAUCCAAGCAAACCUGAGGGGCAGUUUGAAUCAUGGGAAGCUAGUUCUAGGUUUUUUGAGUAGAUAAUUGAGGUUUUGAACUUCUGGAUAACAUACCUUUGUCCUGUCUUAUGUGUAGGCACACCAUAUGGUUAAAGAUAAUAUAUUAAUUUUAAGUCCAGAUAUAGUUCUAUCUCUCUGAGGGUGCACAACCUUAGACUUUUUGCUCAAAUUGAGAAAUUAUUUAUUUUUUCCUU